This is a messenger RNA of Capsella rubella, 858 nucleotides long. Its product is annotated as ORM1-like protein 3. The coding region runs from base 183 to 656 and encodes 157 amino acids. The record is from RefSeq and is a predicted model, not a curated record. Gene Ontology annotation, biological process: intracellular sphingolipid homeostasis; ceramide metabolic process; negative regulation of ceramide biosynthetic process. Gene Ontology annotation, cellular component: endoplasmic reticulum membrane. NCBI's taxonomy places the organism in Eukaryota, Viridiplantae, Streptophyta, Magnoliopsida, Brassicales, Brassicaceae. The transcript has 3 exons.
UCGUCUUUCACGGGCACACAUAAUUAAACCAAACAAACAACAAUCCAUCUUCUCGCCGAAAGAGAGAAGUUUGUGAAUCUGGGUUUUCAAUUCUCAGGUGUUAAUAUAAGUUUUUGAUCGAUACCCAAUCUCUAAGGAAGACGAGAUUCGAUCCGAUCGAUUAGGUUUAUAGGGAAGAAAUAAUGGCGAAUCUGUACGUGAAAGCUGUUCCACCACCGGAUAUGAACAGGAAUACGGAAUGGUUCAUGUAUCCAGGAGUUUGGACUACUUACAUGCUCAUUCUCUUCUUCGGUUGGCUCGUUGUUCUCUCUGUCUCUGGUUGUUCCCCUGGAAUGGCUUGGACUGUUGUUAAUCUCGCUCACUUCGUUGUAACGUAUCACUGCUUUCACUGGAUGAAAGGAACUCCUUUUGCAGAUGACCAAGGAAUCUACAAUGGUUUAACUUGGUGGGAACAAAUGGACAAUGGUCAACAACUUACCCGCAACCGCAAAUUCCUUACUGUAGUUCCUGUUGUCCUGUACUUGAUAGCAUCGCAUACAACAGAUUACAGACAUCCAUGGCUGUUCCUCAACACACUAGCUGUGAUGAUUCUGGUUGUUGCCAAGUUCCCCAACAUGCACAAGGUACGCAUCUUUGGCAUAAAUGGUGAUAAGUAAGUUUCCUUUUGCGGUAAGAGAACACCAGGAAGAAGAGAAAAGGCAAACAUAUAUAUGUAUAAAUGUUCAUAUGAGUUGGUUUAAUCCGAGAGUUCAUGGUCUUUUGUUGGAUAUUUGUAAGUAACUAAUUUUGAAGCUUUGAUCUUUUUUUCCUUUUAAUAUAGACACGAAAUUCAUAAAGCUUUCUCUAUAGUUUAUCCCC